Molecule: messenger RNA, 1110 nt
Organism: Alternaria atra
Lineage: Eukaryota; Fungi; Ascomycota; Dothideomycetes; Pleosporales; Pleosporaceae
Exons: 3
Coding region: 1-1110 (369 amino acids)
Source: RefSeq, a predicted model, not a curated record
AUGAAUAUCCACACCAUACAUGAUCUGAACGCGCGCAAUCCGACGCCACCAUCUGAUACGUACCAGCCGCAACGUAUCGCCGACGCAGACCGACGACUUCUGCGCUUCUCCGUCACUGAUGCCGUGCAUCUGAAGCUGAAGCUACAAGCCCUCGACAACGCCGUGUCAAGCAUACAUCCAGAAAAGCAUGACGAAGCUGAUAUUGCGAGCAUCACCAAUGCGUGUCAAGAGCGGCCUUUUGAGGAAACUGUAUACGUUGCUGGCUCAGAGGAGUUCUACCUCGUAGUAAAAGGUCUCCCGCGACCACAUAUCAUUGCUGAUGUUUAUGCUGAAGCAUACAAGAAUGUGCUACAGGGCAAGCCCUACGUGAACAACUACAACUUGACCGGAUCUAGGGGAAUAUGCUGCAUUUUCUCCGAGGUGAGAACUGUGCUGGGAGACAUUGAUCGCGUGUGUGAGACCAACCUCGAAGGCGCAUUCGCCAAACUCGAGGAACGAGGCAGCCGUUUCCGUUCCUCCGACUCCCUGCCGAGCUCCGCCUCCAUGUAUACUCGUUCCUUCUUCACCCAGAUCGUCGCAUUAUCCUCAGACCUCAACGCCAGGCAGUUACACGAUGAAGUCAGUAAGUACUUCUACAAGAAUUGGAGACUGUGCGCGCGAGUAGGACCUGCACUCCUGGGCCACUCACGUCGGGACUACGUCGCGGUCAAUCUUCAAGAGGCGAUACCCACCAUCAACUCGGCCACCCGUGAGCUCCUAAAAGAGCUUGAAAUCCGCAUCUAUGAACAUCUGCGUUAUGCUGUUAUAACAGCCCCACCCCCAAGCCCCAUCAGCAACAUAUUUGAUAUACUUAAACUUGAGCGUGUACACAUAACGUUCGAGUUGUCCGAUACCUUUAGAGGGCGCACGGAAGAUACAAAUAUGGAGCGGUUUGGCAAAAGCCUCAUCAAGCAAAUUCCGGCGUCGGUGAGUGUAUCAUGGUCUCACAAGGACGCGGCAGCUUUCUUCGGUAGCCCUGCUGUAGAGCAGCGCUUGUAUCAGGCCUUACAAGACAGAGUAUCUCCUGAGAUAGGUCUGGAUGUAACGGCACCGGGACGUAUGGUGACGUAG